AAUUAAUUAUUCUCAUUUGCAUCCAAAAUAUAGGACAGCACAGGCUGUUGGCAAAGGAAACAGGGAGCAUCAGCACGCUCUCCGGUUUGGUGGCUUGUGGAGCUGCCGGCUGUUGCAACAGGCUGGGGACGGUGCAGCUGGCCCCACUGUCCCCUCGCCCUCCUGGGCAGGGAAGCGGUGCGUGCUGGCAGGCAGGACACCCUAAUUUUACAUCCUCCCUCCUUCUCUUGCAGCCAUGUUACCUCCGAGACUGGGAGAUGCAGGUGCAUUUUAAAAUCCACGGGCAAGGCAAGAAAAACCUGAACGGAGACGGCUUUGCCAUCUGGUACACCAAAGAUCGCAUGCAGCCAGGACCUGUCUUUGGAAGCAAGGAUAACUUCCUGGGCCUGGGAGUGUUUGUGGACACCUACCCAAACGAGGAGAAACAGCAGGAGCGCGUCUUCCCCUACAUCUCUGCCAUGGUGAACAACGGCUCUCUCACCUAUGACCACGACCGGGAUGGGAGACCGACUGAGCUGGGGGGCUGCACGGCCAUGGUGCGCAACCUCAACCACGACACCUUCCUGGUGAUCCGUUAUGUGAAGAGGAGACUGACGGUGUUGAUCGACAUCGACGGUAAGCACGAGUGGCGAGAAUGCAUCGACGUGCCGGGUGUGCACUUGCCCCGUGGGUACUACUUUGGGACCUCUUCUGUCACUGGAGACCUAUCAGACAACCACGACAUCAUUUCGCUGAAGCUUUACCAGCUGACGGUGGAGCGGACGCCGGAAGAGGAGAAGCGGGACAGAGAGGUGUAUCUGCCGGUCGUGGACAACCUGAAGCUGCCAGGAAUGGAGGCACCGCUGGAGCCCAUGAGCGGCCUGGCUCUCUUCUUAAUCGUCUUCUUCUCCCUUGUUGCCAUCGUUUUUGCCAUCGUCAUUGGAGUCAUCAUCUACAACAAGUGGCAGGAGCAGAGCCGGAAACACUUCUAUUGACUUGGGAACCCCCCUGGGAUGGCCCGUUGCUAGUCCUGGCUAGCCACCCCGCCCCCCCCCCGCCCCAGACUGGCCAGAGUGUGAUGGACCAACCCUCAUGGCAGGGACCCUUGUGUCCUCCCCUCACAAACCCCAGUGGGGACGGCUGCCACUUCUUAUCGGGCUCCAGAACUCCCACGCCGCUCCCGGUGGGAGCAGGGGAUCCCCAGUGCAGCGUGCGAUGGACUGGGAGCCCGGCGCCACGGGGAUGGACCUGCCGUCCCCCGAAGGAGCUUUGCUUUGUGAGUUGUUUAGGAGGACGGGCUGGGCCCCGGUGCGCUGGUGGUGCUGAGCCAUCUCUCUGCCAUCCAGGGAGCCACAACACGGGCAGAAGUCGCCACCUUGGCUGUGAAAUCCCUGCUGAGGGACACCAGCGAGCGCUUGAUUUCCUCACCAAGCUUUUUCCACAACCCCUUGCGGCGUUACCGUAACCUCGCAACCCCUCGUCUCCAGCAGUUUCAUUUCCAGGAUGGAUUUCCCAAGCUGUUCAUCCCGCUCCGGCUGUUUUCCAUCGCCUGCCUUGGGCUGUCUUUGCAGACCGGACGGCUUUUCUUUUGUCAUUUGAACUCCCCUGCUGCCCCAUAACCCCUCUCUCGCUUGUUAAGUUGCCGAGGUUUGGUGUUUUGGGGAUGCUGAUGGUUUUUCCCCGGCAGCAAGGCAGGUUGAGUGGGAACCUGCCUGGUGGCCGGGCUCCCCCCUUGGGGAACAGCCGGUCCCCGCCGCGAAGCCGACCUCGCUGUAAACCCUUCCUCGUUUUUGGGGUGUAACGCUGGGCUCCCCAUUUCUAAUAACCGUUUGCUGCUGCGUCUCGGGGCUCAGCCCCUCUCCCUGCUCCCCAGGGCCGCCGCCGAGCAUGCCACCGCCUCCGCACGCCUCCCGUCCUGGCGCGGCCUCCUGCACCGGCGCUGUUUGCAUGUCGUGUCGUGGCUUCUGGCAGCUUUUCCCUCGGUGCUCUCUGCAUCCCGGGGGCCCCUCCGAGGAGGCGCUGAGCCUCUGUGGGGUGUUUUCCCCUGCCUCUCGGAGCCGGAGCUCUCGCUGCCUUUCAGGGAGUCGUCGUUUCUUCCUACCUCAGUGACUGCCUUGGUCAAUGACUUCUCUGCGUUUCUCUUUCUGGUUCGUCACAGCCGCCUUCAGCCGUGGGGACCUCGUCGGUCGCUCGCAAGGUGACAGCAUGGAGGGCGCAAGGUCCCCGCAGGGACCCAGGAGAGGGAGAUAAUUAGGUCAAUUUGUCCCAGGGGAGUCCUAGUGGCUUUGGGGACAUCAAGAUGGCAAAUUUGCCACCCCACCGGCCCCAUCAGCGGCAGCCCCCUCCUCGCCGGUGUCCUGGGGAGCUGUGUCCUCGCCCUGCUGCUUUCCAGGACCCUCGCACCCGGGAUGGAUCCCCACGGGGGUCCCAGUGGUGCCUGGGGACACACACACGUGUGGCUGGGGGCUUUAUUUGGCAGGAUGCUGUCGUCGGGGGAGGUGGGAGCCUUUUUUUUUUUUUUUUUCCAAGUGCCCAAUGCUGGUUGUGUUGUGAAAGGAGAGUUUUUUUCUGGUGUUUUGCCUCGUUUUUGCCUGAUAACCAGGAAGCGAAACGCGCGUGCCUCUCCCUGGAGCUGUAACUGGUGUCCGGAAUAAACAUCGGUGUG
Egretta garzetta (little egret) is the source of this 2644-nucleotide messenger RNA. It is a transcript of the gene LMAN2L, whose product is annotated as lectin, mannose binding 2 like. Lineage: Eukaryota; Metazoa; Chordata; Aves; Pelecaniformes; Ardeidae. The transcript has 6 exons. Gene Ontology annotation, cellular component: endoplasmic reticulum membrane; COPII-coated ER to Golgi transport vesicle; Golgi membrane. Gene Ontology annotation, biological process: Golgi organization; endoplasmic reticulum to Golgi vesicle-mediated transport; endoplasmic reticulum organization. The coding region runs from base 258 to 974 and encodes 238 amino acids. Gene Ontology annotation, molecular function: D-mannose binding. The record is from RefSeq and is a predicted model, not a curated record.